AAAUCUCGCGGCGGUGCUGCGGGAUUGGGAGACGUUGCGGUCAGUGCUCGAGACCCCCUUCCUCCGGGGCUUUCACAGGGCGGGCUGUAGUGUCCCGCCUUCAGGAGGUGUUUGAUUAGAGAGUGUCUGUAACGGAGGGAGAGUGUUUGCUGCUGCGAUUCAGGGCCUGGCCUCCCAAUUUGGGAAUGUCCUCCUGAACCCCUCACUCAAACAACAACCACUAAAGCUGCACUGUUAACAACCAGGGGCUUGGGUAAUCAGGGGGUGUGGGGGUGGACACAGUUAAAAAAUCACACACCAGGUUGAUUGCCAGAAGAUGCAAAGAGCUUCGAGGUUAAAGAAAGAAAUGCAGUUGUUGGCAAGCCAGCCCCCGCCUGGAGUCUCCUGUUGGCAAAAUAAUGACCAAAUGGAUGAUUUACGAGCCCAGAUUUUGGGAAGUGUCAAUUCACCCUAUGAAGGAGGAAUAUUUAAUCUUGAAAUUAUUGUUCCUGAAAGAUAUCCAUUUGAGCCUCCAAAAAUUCGGUUUCUGACCCCUAUCUACCAUCCUAACAUUGAUACUGCGGGAAGGAUCUGCCUAGAUAUCUUGAAGCUGCCUCCGAAGGGUGCCUGGAAGCCAUCUCUUAAUCUCUCUACUGUGUUAACCUCUAUUCACUUACUGAUGUCAGAACCUAAUCCAGAUGAUCCCCUCAUGGCUGAUAUUUCAUCUGAAUUCAAAUACAACAGACAGUCUUUUUUAGAAAAUGCAAAACAAUGGACAUUAAAAUAUGCAACACAAGAAAAAAAAGAUGAGAUUUCCAGCUGCUUGAAAGAGAAUCAGAGCCAGGUUGAAGAUAAGAAUCAGAGCCAGGUUGUGAAUAAGGAUAUACCAGUAUCAAGAAAGAGAUCUGCCUGUGAUUCUGAAAAUGCUAAGAAAUUUUGUUUAUAAAUAAUGUGGUACUUUCCAUUUGUAUUUUGAUAUCUUUUAAUUUUUUUAACUACCCUGUAAAUGUGUUGCUUACGUGGUUUAGUAAAUGUAGCUUUUGACAAUGACAGUAAAUUACCAAUAAAUGAUAAAGAAAACAGAUGAGUAAAUGAUUUUUCUCCAUAGGUGCUGCUCAAUAUUUCCAGUAUUUUGUUUUGAUUUCACGUUUUCAGUAUCUGUAAUAUGCUGUUUUAGGACUGGGUUGAAUAAAUCUAGAUCAGGUGCAUGGG
This is a messenger RNA of Chiloscyllium plagiosum (whitespotted bambooshark), 1191 nucleotides long. RefSeq names its product ubiquitin-conjugating enzyme E2T (putative) (gene ube2t). The record is from RefSeq and is a predicted model, not a curated record. Lineage: Eukaryota; Metazoa; Chordata; Chondrichthyes; Orectolobiformes; Hemiscylliidae.